This is a messenger RNA of Diabrotica balteata, 3312 nucleotides long. Lineage: Eukaryota; Metazoa; Arthropoda; Insecta; Coleoptera; Chrysomelidae. The record is from the annotation of a GenBank genome assembly.
AUGGAGCAUUUCAAGAAGUGGUUACAGAUAAAUUCGACUGAACCUAUAGAAAAAAUGAUGGUAGACACGGACACGCAGGUGGACGCUGAUGCCAGUUCAAUAGCUCAGAAACCCGCGACUACGGAAUGUGGCACCCAGACGGACGCGUGGCAUGGCCCUCCCAGGGCAGUCAGGGUGACGAGUCUCGAGGGAGUUAACAAUUUUGCUGACUUCCAGAGACACUCUCUCUACGACUGGCCCGAGAAGGUCUUCAAAAAAACGACGAUCGAAGUUCUGAACCCGCUGGACUCUAAAUGUAAUGUAAAGGUCGUAGCCCUGGAACCAAACGACCCCAAAAUGAUGUUCUCCGUACAGAGAGUGUAUCGAGACAGGUACCCAGACUUACCAACCCUCGAACGAGACUUCGAGGUGCUGGAAAAUUCUACUACUGUAAGAAGGGAAGGGGAGAGAAGGACUAAAGUAGAGAAAGUCAUCAAGCUGUCGGCCAGCCAGCACACCCGAGCAACUCUGGCACGCUCUCGAGCGUGUCAGAGACGAGAUAAAACAGGAGGACUCGGUGGCUCUGCACCACAAAUCCAAUUGCUUAAUAUGGCCGAGGGAAUAAUAAAGUGUGAUGUUGGAAAUUUAACCAAAUCUGAGUGUCAUUUGAAUUCUUACACAAAAGAAAAGCACUUAUAUAAGCUUGAAAAACUUUCUGCAGAAGAAAUUGUUCUUCUUAAAUACAGAAUCGAUAACUAUUAUACAAUUUCAGAAGGAACUAUCUGCGACCACCAUAAAUGUAUAUAUUUGACAUAUUUUACAACCUUCAAGUAUAAAUGUUGUGAUCCUUUUACAAUUCAUCCAAAAAAUAUUACCACAAAUCUAAGAAUACUCCAACUAGAAACUUGUAAAAAAGCUAUGGAAAGUUUAUUAUUAAAAUUGAAACCUGGAGAUAAAAUUUGUAUAAAUUGCAUGAAAAUUUUGAAUGCUAAAACAGUAUCUAUGCAAGUAGAUUCACAUAUUUCAGAUCAAAUAGAUUCAGUUGAAAGUAUCAGUAAUCCCGAACCAAGACGUUCAGAAAGAAUACCUACACAUAAAGAUGUUUCUUACUGCGAUGAUGAAUUAUCUGAUAGUCAAAAAUCAGUUCAAAGUAAUGUUAGUGUCGUUUCUGAGUUUACUCUAUUGAGCCAAGAACAUCGAGACAUAAAUUCUGUAUUGAGUAGUCUCCAUAUGCUAAGUUUCGAUAAUCAACAGUUUAGUAAAACUAAAAGAAUUUAUGAUGCUGAAUUUCUCAUUCAAGGAGUUUGCACAAAUUUUGCUAAAAUAGUGGCUAAAGCUGGCAAUGUUAAUAUUUCAGUUCCUGAACCUGUAACUCGUAAUAUUUUAGAAGAUUCUUCUGUUCUCAAAGAAAUAUUUAAAAACCUACAACAUAAAUUUGAAUCAUCUACAACUCUUCGUGAAAGACUUGAAUACCUAGCAUUGCUCCCAAUAAAUUGGAAUAGACGUAAAAUUCGACAGUACUUCAAUUGUACUGAUUAUAUGUACCAAAAGCUUAGCAAAUUUAGAAAAAUGGAUGAUCAAAUAGAUUCAGUUGAAAGUAUCAGUAAUCCCGAACCAAGACGUUCAGAAAGAAUACCUACACAUAAAGAUGUUUCUUACUGCGAUGAUGAAUUAUCUGAUAGUCAAAAAUCAGUUCAAAGUAAUGUUAGUGUCGUUUCUGAGUUUACUCUAUUGAGCCAAGAACAUCGAGACAUAAAUUCUGUAUUGAGUAGUCUCCAUAUGCUAAGUUUCGAUAAUCAACAGUUUAGUAAAACUAAAAGAAUUUAUGAUGCUGAAUUUCUCAUUCAAGGAGUUUGCACAAAUUUUGCUAAAAUAGUGGCUAAAGCUGGCAAUGUUAAUAUUUCAGUUCCUGAACCUGUAACUCGUAAUAUUUUAGAAGAUUCUUCUGUUCUCAAAGAAAUAUUUAAAAACCUACAACAUAAAUUUGAAUCAUCUACAACUCUUCGUGAAAGACUUGAAUACCUAGCAUUGCUCCCAAUAAAUUGGAAUAGACGUAAAAUUCGACAGUACUUCAAUUGUACUGAUUAUAUGUACCAAAAGCUUAGCAAAUUUAGAAAAAUGGAUGGCUUUCCAGAAAAUAUCAAAACUUACUUAAGAAAAAAAUAUACGAUAAUUUCCGAGGAAUUACAAAAUCAGAUAAAAGAUUAUUAUGUAAGUAAUGAAAAUGUGUACACUUUCCCUGGUAAAAGAGAUUAUGUAAUAAGCCACGAUGAUCAAGGAAGAAACAUUUUGAUACAAAAAAAAUUAUUGUUAUAUACGGUACAUGAUUUGUACUUAAAAUUCAAACAAGAAUACAGUGGUAGUGAAAAGGUCCCAUCGUUUUCAUUUUUUGCAGCUUUGAAACCUGUUGAAUGCAUACAUGCAGGAGACCCUGGUAGUCACACUAUUUGUGUGUGUGCUCAGCAUCAAAAUGUAAAGCUUAAAUUAAAUGCAAUUUCAAAAAAACUCAAUUAUAGAGAUUUGUUAGCUGGUGCUGUUUGCAUUGUUGACGAGGAAAAGUGUAUGACUAAUCAAUGUAAAAAGUGUCCAAGACAAUUAGGUGUGCAACAAACUUUUGAAAAGAUUCUAAAAGAACUUGACAUUAAACUAUCAACGGAACCAAUAAAGUAUAAAAAUUGGAUAGAGGAAGGCAGUUCAGCUUUACUUCAAAGUUUUGAAGAAAAUGCAGAAUAUUUCAAAACACAACUUUGUAAAGAUAUAGAUGAUUUAACUUUUCAUCAUUUCGUAGCAGACAGCCAAAAAAGAUAUCUGAGUGAUUGCAAAAAUAAAUUAGAUUCAUACACGUGUAUCAUUUUAAUGGACUUUUCGGAAAAUUAUUCUUUUAUUAUUCAGCAAUCUGUUCAAGCAUUUUAUUACAAUAAUUCACAAGCAACGGUACACCCUUUUUGCAUUUAUUUUAAAAACAAGGAAAGUGAUCAACUUUUAAACGUAAAUUAUUGCAUGAUUAGUGACACUAAGGAUCAUUUGGCUUACACAAUAAAUGCGUUUACUGCAAAAUUAAUGGCCGAAAUUAAAGAGAAAUAUAGCUGGAUCAAAAAUGUCAUCUAUUUUUCAGAUGGAGCACCUCAGCAAUAUAAAAAUAAAGUUUUAUGGGUACCAAAUAAUGAGGUACAAAAAUAUGAGUGCCAUUUGCGCAAGCGUUUCAAUGCUAUUAAAACAUUUCCAAAUACUAGAAAGCAUCAUUCUUACAUUCCAGUAGAAGGAAAACAAAUGAUAAUGAAGUUUACCUCUUUUUCUGAAGAACAAAAAAUUAUUGAUAUAGAUUUAGAAUAG